AAUUUGCAGGAGCCUAUGGACAAAGAGCUGGACACACAUAGGCUUGAGCAUGGUCCCAAGAAAAGAAAGAUCCCAUGCCGAAGCGCCAAUGACGAUGACGAUGAUGUGGAAGAUAUAAAUGUUGGACAGGAUGACAUGAUGGACGACGAAUUAGAGGAUGAUUCUGGGAGAAGGGUUGAGGAAGCAAUUGAAACAGAAGCGGAUAACAACAAUGCAGAUUCUGCAGCUGAUGCCGAUAAUGUUGAAAAGCAGUGAUGGCUGGCCAGGGCUGUCUACUUUUGAGAAAUCUGAGAUAUUCGUGUUUAGUAGUAAUUUUUUUCUUAGCUAUGUAUUAGAAAACUUG
Arachis ipaensis is the source of this 343-nucleotide messenger RNA. The record is from RefSeq and is a predicted model, not a curated record. Lineage: Eukaryota; Viridiplantae; Streptophyta; Magnoliopsida; Fabales; Fabaceae.